UUCAGUGACAUUUGUGGAUGGCAACAACCCAUUUCAGGCAGUUCAAGAAGCCUGUGACCUCAUGAACCAUGGCAUCCUGGCUCUUGUCAGCUCCAUUGGCUGUACGUCAGCAGGAUCCCUGCAGUCCUUGGCAGAUGCUAUGCACAUCCCUCACCUCUUCAUCCAGCGGUCAACAGCUGGGACUCCAAGGAGUGGCUGUGGGACCACCAGGAGCAACAGGAAUGAUGACUACACACUCUUUGUCCGCCCGCCUGUCUACAUCAAUAAUGUUAUCUUGAGGGUGGUCACGGAAUAUGCCUGGCAGAAAUUCAUUAUUUUCUAUGAUAGUGAAUAUGAUAUCCGCGGAAUACAAGAGUUUUUGGACAAAGUAUCUCAGCAGGGAAUGGAUGUAGCACUGCAAAAAGUAGAGAACAACAUCAAUAAAAUGAUCACAGGGCUCUUUGCCACCUUGCGAAUUGAGGAGCUGAACCGCUACCGGGAUACAUUGAGACGAGCCAUUCUGGUAAUGAACCCAUCCACGGCCAAGUCUUUCAUUGCAGAGGUCGUGGAAGCCAAUUUGGUUGCUUUUGACUGUCACUGGAUCAUUAUAAAUGAGGAAAUCAAUGAUGCAGACGUGCAGGAACUGGUGAGAAAGUCUAUUGGAAGGUUAACAAUUAUUCGGCAAAGCUUUCCGGUGCCACAGAACAUCAGUCAGCGCUGUUUCCGUGGGAACCACCGGAUAUCUUCAUCACUGUGUGAUCCUAAAGACCCUUUCUCCCAAAAUAUGGAGAUUACCAACCUCUACAUAUAUGAUACUGUGCUUUUGCUGGCAAACGCUUUCCAUAAGAAGCUGGAAGACAGAAAGUGGCACAGCAUGGCCAGCUUGACAUGCAUUAGGAAGAACUCGAAACCAUGGCAAGGAGGGAGAUCAAUGCUGGAUACCAUCAAGAAGGGUGGCGUGAAUGGCUUAACAGGAGAACUGGAAUUUGCAGAAAAUGGUGGGAAUCCCAAUGUCCUUUUUGAAAUCUUGGGUACCAACUAUGGAGAAGAACUUAGCAGAGGCAUUCGCAAGCUGGGCUGCUGGAAUCCGGUCACUGGUCUCAAUGGGUCAUUAACAGACAGAAGGCUUGAGAAUAACAUGCGUGGUGUGAUUCUUCGUGUGGUGACAGUGCUGGAGGAGCCAUUUGUGAUGGUGUCAGAAAAUGUUUUGGGGAAACCAAAGAAAUACCAGGGCUUUUCCAUUGAUGUCUUGGAAUCCUUAUCCACAUAUCUUGGCUUCACAUAUGAAAUUUAUGUUGCUCCAGAUCACAAGUAUGGGCGCCCGCUGGAGAAUGGGACCUGGAACGGAUUGAUAGGAGAACUAGUAUUUAAGAGAGCUGAUAUAGGCAUCUCUGCAUUAACCAUCACACCAGAUCGGGAAAACGUGGUCGAUUUUACCACCCGUUACAUGGACUACUCAGUGGGUGUGCUGCUUCAGAAGGCUGAAAAGACAAUGGACAUGUUUGCCUGCUUAGCACCAUUUGACCUCUCCCUCUGGGCUUGCAUAGCUGGCACGGUGCUGCUGGUUGGACUCUUGGUAUACCUCCUGAAUUGGCUCAAUCCACCACGUCUGCAAAUGGGAUCAAUGACUUCAACAACUCUCUACAACUCAAUGUGGUUUGUCUAUGGAUCCUUCGUGCAGCAAGGAGGAGAGGUUCCUUAUACAACGUUAGCAACUCGAAUGAUGAUGGGUGCCUGGUGGCUCUUUGCCUUAAUUGUCAUCUCAUCCUACACAGCAAACCUCGCAGCUUUUCUCACCAUCACUCGUAUUGAGAACUCCAUCCAGUCUCUCCAGGAUCUUUCCAGGCAGACUGAUAUUCCUUAUGGCACCGUCUUGGACUCUGCAGUCUAUGAGCACGUUCGGGUGAAAGGGAUGAAUCCUUUCGAGAAGAACAACAUGUAUUCCAAACUGUGGCAGAUGAUUAACCGAAGUAACGGGUCAGAGAAUAAUGUGCAGGAAUCCCAAACAGGCAUUCAAAAGGUCAAAUAUGGAAAUUACGCCUUUGUAUGGGAUGCAGCAGUCCUGGAAUAUGUUGCUCUGAAUGAUCCGGAUUGUUCCUUUUACACUGUUGGAAACACUAUUGCAGACAGAGGAUAUGGAAUUGCCCUUCAACACGGGAGCCCCUACAGAGAUGUAUUCUCACAAAGGUAA
This is a messenger RNA of Rhineura floridana, 2170 nucleotides long. RefSeq names its product glutamate ionotropic receptor delta type subunit 2 (gene GRID2). NCBI's taxonomy places the organism in Eukaryota, Metazoa, Chordata, Lepidosauria, Squamata, Rhineuridae. Gene Ontology annotation, biological process: monoatomic ion transport; synaptic transmission, glutamatergic; modulation of chemical synaptic transmission. The record is from RefSeq and is a predicted model, not a curated record. Gene Ontology annotation, cellular component: postsynaptic membrane; plasma membrane. The transcript is spliced from 13 exons. Bases 62 to 2170 code for a protein of 702 amino acids. Gene Ontology annotation, molecular function: transmitter-gated monoatomic ion channel activity involved in regulation of postsynaptic membrane potential; glutamate-gated receptor activity.